Somion occarium is the source of this 2567-nucleotide messenger RNA. Lineage: Eukaryota; Fungi; Basidiomycota; Agaricomycetes; Polyporales; Cerrenaceae. The record is from the annotation of a GenBank genome assembly.
GUUGCAACGUGAUAUCGCCCGCCUCCUUGAACGUCGGAAGUUUCCUCUCCUACCGAAGGAGACCUUACUGAUCACCGGCAUCUAACUUCCAUGAUGAUAUGGAAGACUAGAGGUCCUGCCUCAGGGUCUGAGACGUCUAUUGUCUAGGGCGUGGUCAUAGCUUGACAACGACCGGCGCCCCGAACUUGCCGUUUGAACAGCGGCCCCCAGAUGGACAGGCGAUGCACCGAAAUCAAUUAUGCGAAUAACCUUACUCUGUUACUCGUGGCUUUCAUCUCGAACGAGUACAUAAGCUUUGGUUGUCUGUGGCAUGCAUCCCUCAGGGUCCUCUCCUCUUUCCUUCCUUCCCUUCUCACUCCCCCGUUUCCCCCCGAGCCAUGCGUUCCCUGCACGCCCUGUCUGUUGUUCUGAGUGUCGGAGUGGCGAGUAUUGGCGUAGAGAGUCUGAGUAUCCCUUUCCAAAAACGUGCUUCUCCACAUUCCUCUUGGGUUCGAUUGUCGACGCAAAACCCGGAUGAUGAUCCAUUUGGUUUUCAAAAUAUCAACAAUAACAUUUACACCGGCACGCUCGAAGUAUCUGGUCAACCAUUCAUUGUAUGUUUUUAAAUUUCUUGAAAGUCCAAAUCGAUACUGGAUCUUCGGAUCUUUGGUUGGACACGAAAGGUACUCGGCUGCAGGGACUCACAGAUACGGGCGUUGUAGGGUCGAUUCUCUAUGUGGAUGGCACGGGAGCAGUUGGGAACAUCGACUUGGGAAAUGUGACUUGGGGCGAGUUUACAGUCGAACAGCAAGCGUUCAUCAACGCUCCUGGCUCGAACGCUACUGCUGGAGGACAGAUCCAGGGUCUUCUCGGUGUCGGACCACCUCUAUUAUCAAACGUCGAUGCAGCGUUGUCCGCAUCCAAAUCGAAGGCAGAUGGCUCGUCUUUCCUAGACAAUGUCUUCGCGUUCUAUCCUGAUGAACCGAAUUUCAUGACCUUCUAUCUUUCUCGAAGCGAAGUUGGAACCAUUGACGGCGGAGAAUUCACCAUUGGCGAUGUUGUACAGAACUUUAGUGACAUUACCCAGACACCAAAACUGAAUGUGGUCUCCCCGGAUAACUGGUUUACUUUUAUGGACGCAGUCAAUAUCAAUGGUGAUCAGCUUUAUGGAGGUUCAUUGGGGAGUCCCGAAGUCAAAGUUCCGGACAAUCAGACGUUGAUCCUUCUUGAUUCUGGAACUAGUCUCUCGACUGCGCCUCCUGACUAUGUCGAUGCUAUGUACAAGAACCUUCCUAAUGCUUCUUUUGAUGACGAGUCUGGCUUCUAUAUUGUUCCUUGCGACUCCAAAGUGAAUGUCAGUAUGGUAUUCGGAGAAAAUGAGUUUCCUAUGCAUCCCAUUGAUCUCAUCCUCCCUGCUGCGAUCGAUGAUGAUGGUUCCGUCGUCUGUGUCGGUGUGUUCACAUACGCACCAGACAAUGCCGGCGUCGAUUUCAUUCUUGGAGAUGCGUUCCUCCGAAAUGUGUACAGUCUUUUCGACUUUGGAAACUGGGCUAAGGUUGGGGACGGCUUUCCCUUCAUGCAGAUCCUCAGCGUUACCGACAUAGAGAAAGCUUGGGCAGAGUUCGACACCCUUAACAAAGCCCGUCUAGACGCUUUCGUUGCUUCACACUCUUCCUCUUCCUCUUCCUCUACAACCUCUGAUGCUACAGCCGCUAGUACCCAGGCCAGGCCGCCUAUCAGCACUAGCAAGAGUGGCAGUGGCAUCAAAGAUGCAUCUGGCGCUCUGGCAGACAGCGACAGUAGCAGCAGCUCCGUUGACCUGAGCAAUGUGUUGCGCUUGAGCUACAUCAUUAUUGGAAUGUUGGGCUUGAUCGUCGUGUUGCUCAUCGGCGCUGUUGUUACGAUGGUUGUUCGGAAUCGACGCUCGGGUGGUAAGGGCUAUAAAACGCUCCAUGACCCCGUCCCACCAUCGCAUGAGAAGCCCUAUCAGUCGUCGUAUUCUGACUACACGACCCCAUAUGCUGAUGGAGGCCAUUGAUUUCGUUUCGUUUUUGUUUUGUUUUUGGUGUGCUCUAUCUUGUUCCGUUAUCUCGCUAUUGAACUCUCGAGUUUCGCAAGUCUGUGCUCUAUUUUUGUAUAUCAGGUCAUUGCAGUGGACAGUUAUUACAUUCACUUCUAAAAUGUACAGUAAGAUACGGUUGAAACGCUCAAAGUGCAAGAUAAAUAGGGAUUGGAUUAACCUGUGCCCUCACCUCUUUUUCGCUUCCUGGUCUCAGCAGACAUACUGGAGGUGUCAAUUGUUGCUGAAGCCGCACUACCUUGCGCAUCCAUAGGUGGCCGCCCAUAGCUGGCAGGAGUGGAAACCUUCACAAAGCCAAUUCCACUCUCCCCAUCUCUCGGUGCCUGUAAAGACGGCUGUUUUUUGGCUCGAGGCCUUCUCGAUUUGCGACUGCUCUGGGCACUUGGUGUCUGACCGACCCGUGUAGCAUCCACAUUAGCCUGUGCAUUGACAACAACUCCUGAAGCUGGCGCAUCCUUAUCCUGCUUUUGUCGUUUGCUUAACAUUUGAAGAUGCUGGUGAUGUAGCC